AUGCCAUUGCCUCCGGCUUUAGCAGCACGUCUGGCUAAAAGAGGCCUCUUGGACAGAUCCAAAAGUGAAGGCACGUACUCCAUUCUCUUGGUCUUUGUUAGUUUUAAUGGCAAAUUUGAGGAAGUUUUUGCUGAGAGCUACGACAAUGACGGUUCUGGUCCUAUUGCUGCUACUGUCAAAGGGAUCAGUCCCGUCCCUAUAAUUGAGAACGGCACCUUAAUCCAUGAAAUCGCUGCCUGUCCAAAUCUUACAAACCCCUAUCAUGAAUGCACCGCCUAUUGUUUCGAACGCUACGGUCGCCGCUCUUUCAGAGCCAGCGAUCAGCGAAUGGGUCGUUUACGGGAUCGGAUGCUUCGCCGCUAUCCUCUUCCAAGUCACUGGCUCGAAGUUGGGGAUCCCGUAACCGGUCGGUUUUACUACUGGAACACCGUGACUGACGAGGUUUGUUGGCUAUCUCCUCUCCACCCUAGAGCAGUUAUCACCAAAUCGGCUAGUGUUUUAAAAGCCCAGACACUAGCAGCGAAAGCAGCAGCAGCAGCGGCUUCAGCAGCUGCUCUAGCAGCCGGAGGUUUGGAUAGUGAAAGCGGGAGUGAGAAGAGGGAAGGAAAAAGGGACCGGUCGCGAUCUCCAUCCCCUCCGCCACCCCCACCGACGACUUCGCAGUCCUCGCUACUUACGAAUAUCAUGGCACCGCCUUCCGCCCCACCGCCAUCCUAUGCUCGGCUUGGAAAUAGCGUAAGACGGGCGCCGAAAUUUGAAAAGCGUCGGCGCAGCGGCGAUGGCGAUGAACCUUUGGAUCCGAUGGAUCCCGCGGCUUAUUCGGACGUUCCGCGUGGUGGUUGGACGGCUGGACUAGAGGGCGUCUCGGGGUCUGCGCCUUCCGCAAAAACUGGUGCGGAUGUGACCGCCUCUGGCCCGCUCUUUCAGCAGCGCCCCUAUCCCAGUCCUGGUGAAGUGCUGAGGGCUAACAUGAGACAGCGCCAGGAUUAG
Molecule: messenger RNA, 990 nt
Organism: Hydatigera taeniaeformis
Lineage: Eukaryota; Metazoa; Platyhelminthes; Cestoda; Cyclophyllidea; Taeniidae
Source: the annotation of a GenBank genome assembly